Neltuma alba is the source of this 2258-nucleotide messenger RNA. Its product is annotated as pentatricopeptide repeat-containing protein At4g02750-like. Gene Ontology annotation, biological process: RNA modification. NCBI's taxonomy places the organism in Eukaryota, Viridiplantae, Streptophyta, Magnoliopsida, Fabales, Fabaceae. The transcript has a single exon. The coding region runs from base 1 to 2001 and encodes 666 amino acids. Gene Ontology annotation, molecular function: RNA binding; protein binding. The record is from RefSeq and is a predicted model, not a curated record.
AUGUUACUUUCAUGCCACAGCCGCACAAUUUCCAAGUUUUGCGUAACUUCUCGUCUUCGCGGGUGUUUCAGAGCUUCAACUUCCAAUCACCCAAGAAAAGAUUUGGCCAGAAAACCGAAUUGGUCUCUCAUUUCAGACAAUGGGAGUUUGAGUCUCCGAAAAUUGAGACCGAGGGGUUCGGAAGUAGUGCGUAAGUGUAAUGUGGAAAUUAUAAGCCUGGGUCGGCUGGGCAGAGUUAAUGAAGCGAGGAAGCUGUUUGACGAAAUGGCUCACCGGGACGAUGUUUCUUAUAACUCCAUGAUCACGGUUUACUUGAAGAACAAUGAUCUAUCUAGCGCUGAAUUGUUAUUUAAGGCAAUGCCAGAAAGAAACACUGUUGCUGAAUCCGCAAUGAUUGAUGGAUACGUUAAAGCUGGUCGUUUAGAUGAUGCUCGUGACGUGUUUGAUAGCAUGACUGAGAAAAAUGAGUUUUCUUGGACUAGUUUGAUUUCUGGAUAUUUUAAAAGUGGAAAAGUUGAGGAGGGCCGGCGUAUUUUUGAUCAAAUUCCGGUGAAAAAUGUGGUCUCAUGGACCACAACUGUUUUGGGUUAUGCUCGAAAUGGAUUUUUGAACGAAGCUCGGAAGUUCUUUGACCUCAUGCCUGAAAAGAAUAUUAUAGCUUGGACGGUUAUGAUCAAGUCAUAUCUUGAACAUGAUCAUUUCUUUGAAGCGGCUAAGCUCUUUCACGAAAUGCCCCAGAGAAACAUGUAUUCUUGGAACAUCAUGAUUUCAGGUUGUCUAAGUUCUAAUAGAGUCAAUGAAGCUAUUCAAUUGUUUGAUUCUAUGCCUCAAAGGAGUUCUAUUUCGUGGACAAUUAUGGUUUCAGGUUUGGCACGAAAUAAGAUGAUUGACAGUGCGAGGAAGUAUUUUGAUCAGAUGCCUAAUAAAGAUAUCGCUGCAUGGAAUGCUAUGAUUGCAGCGUAUCUUAUGAAAGGGCUCAUGGAUGAAGCUCAUGAGCUUUUCAUUUUGAUGCCUGAGAAGAAUAUUGUGACUUGGAACACCUUGAUUGACGGUUAUACAAGAACUUGCGACGAAGGAAGUGCCUUAAAGUACUUUGUUUUGAUGCUAAGAUCUGGUUUUAGACCCGAUAAAGCCACUAUGACAAGUGUAGUCAUCUCCUCUAAUGGCAUGCUGGAACUGAUGCAAGCUCAUGCACAAGUCAUACAUCUUGGUUUUGAACAAGACACCUCGCUCACUAAUGCUCUUAUUAAUAUGUAUUCCAAAAGUGGAGAUCUUCGUGCUGCUUGGCUUGCUUUUGAGCAAUUAAAGUUGAAAGAUGCAGUUUCAUGGACAUCAAUGAUAGUUGCCUACUCAAAUCACGGACAUGGUUACCAUGCGUUACAGGCUUUCGCUUGCAUGCUAAGAUCAGGAGCAACCCCAGAUGCAAUAACCUUUCUGGGUCUCUUAUCUGCCUGCAGUCAUACUGGCCUAGUGAACAAAGGCAGAAGAUUGUUUGAUUCAAUGCGGGACGCUUAUAACUUAAAAGCAAAGGCAGAGCACUAUGCAUGUCUUGUGGAUAUUGUAGGUAGAGCAGGACUAUUAAAUGAGGCAAUAGAUAUAGUAGUUAAAAUGCCUCCUUCUGAGAGGGAUGGAGUUGUACUUGGGGCAUUGCUUGGAGCUUGCAAGCUUCGUGGGGAUGCUAAAACGGCAAAUUCUAUCGGUGAGAAGCUACUGGAGCUAGACCCAUCUAGUUCAGGGGGCUAUGCACUGUUGGCUAACGCAUAUGCUGCAGAAGGUAAAUGGGAUGAGUUUGCUCAAGUGAAGAAAAAAAUGAGGGAGAGAAGUGUGAAAAGAAGGCCUGGAUACAGUCUAAUAGAAGUAAGAGGCAAGAAUCACGUGUUUGUUGUUGGGGAUAGAUCCCAUCCUCAGAUUGAGGAAAUUUACGGAUUGUUGCUGCAGAAUCUUCAGCCUUUGAUGAGGGAGAUGGUUUAUACACAAGAGAAUCCAUUGCUACUGGAAUAGUUUCCAAGUAUUGAAAGACUAACUGUAGCUUACACAUUUCUUAACACAAAAUCGGGUCCUUGGCAGCUGGAAUCCUGAUAAAAUAUAAGUUGAAGAAUUACUUUAUUGGUUACUGUAAAUCUAAGUGCCCUGUUCAUGCAUUGAUCGCAGCUGAUUGAGGCUGAUGCUCAACGUUAAAAACACUAUUGAGUAAACUCAAAGGAUGUAAAGAUUACAACAGUUAAUCGUUGAGGGGAUGUUGAACUUGGAAAAGUGAA